Molecule: messenger RNA, 13622 nt
Organism: Spirodela intermedia
Lineage: Eukaryota; Viridiplantae; Streptophyta; Magnoliopsida; Alismatales; Araceae
Source: the annotation of a GenBank genome assembly
AUGGCGGAUUACGCUCCGCUCAGCAGUGGUGGCGAAGAAGCGAGGGGGGGCGAAGUCGAGAUGCCUGGACGCAGAAUCGCUCGCGUAACUUCUCUCGACGUUUUCCGGGGGCUCUCCAUCGCCGUGCGUCGUUCAUCUCUCCAUCUCUCCCAUUAACAUUUAUCCCUGUGGUCGUAUGCAGUGUUCCAUAUCUCUAUUCGUUUCAUGUGCGUGAGUUUAAUUGCGCUUGUCGACGGAGUUGCCAGCAACGAAUGCCGCGCUACUUCCAGGAACGAGAACGGGGUCAUCUAGCUGUAACUGUAAAUGAGAAAAUGACGGCACCAAAAGAUUCUCUCUAAGGUUUUCCAUCCGUUUUGUCCGUUGGGGAAUGACGCCUGGCUGUCGCAACAGACUCUCUCAGAGGUCUGAGCUGUACGAUAAUGUUGGGUCUUAAAAUUUGAAUUCAUAUUUCGUAAACUACAAUCUUCUUAGUUUCAUGAAGGAAUUCGAACUGCAGUGUCGACCAACCCAUCAUAGGAAUGCAGUUUAGAUUGGAUUAGCGUGAUAUGAAUCAUCGAUAAAAGGUUUAAUCUAUAUUUUUCACCCUGGUCGUCUGACGAACAAAUUACAAUUCAAGUUGGUUGAAAAAUGUUUUCUGAUUGAAUUUAAUAGUUAUAAGAAUUUUCAAACUGAAUCUCAAUUCUUAAGAUGGUGAUUAGGUCGAAAGAUCGUUUUGUAAAGAUAUUACCUACCAUUGGGUCACGUGUGAAAAAAAAAGAGAGGAAAAAAACUGACACUUUGGCGGCAUCAGGUUGACUUUCAUAGACAGACCAGCAGGAAAUGAUGAGCCAUUGUUUGUGCUUUGCACCAGGUAGACCCGCUAUUGGUAUUUGCGUGGGCAGCCCUAUAGAGGCUUGUUGUCAGUCUAAUAUCAUAUGCAAACAACUGCCGCUUUACUUCAUUGAGAUCUGAUUUCAGUGCACUAUCUUACUCCAGGCAAUGUGGAACUACUUUCCACAGGAGCUGAAUAUUUGACAAAAGCAUUUGACAUACACAUCUGUCUAUUCAAUUUCGUAUCCAUGAUCGUGACUCGUUUCGUCAUCCUCCCAUAUGAUCAUUUAAGUUUCAUCCUGGAGUUUACAAACAUCUGUUUCUCAGUUCCCGAUUUAAUUUUCUAGGACUUCCCCUUCAGUUGCCCCUCGAAAUGGCAUGAAAAUACUUCCCAUUGGAGUUCGUGUUGCCUUUGAUAUCAUCUUCAUUAUUUCACUUUGCAUACAAAUUUAAUGAAGAAAAUUUUCCCUUCCUCUUUUCUCUUCGUGUACGGAGCCACGUUAUUUUAGAUCUUACCGUAAGCAACACACCAAAGCAUCUUUCGUCAGUAUCUUAGCUUUCUGUGCAAACCUUGCGUGCAUUGAUGUAUUUACUUUUUGACACUUUUAUUUACUUUUUCGGUUAUUAUUAAUAGCUCUUUAGUAGCUUUUUUUCUCAAUCUAUGCUGCUAAUGUUGUACAUUUUUUCCUGUUUCAGCUUAUGAUCUUUGUUGAUUAUGCUGGCUCUCUUUCUCCAGUCAUUGCUCAUUCUCCCUGGAAUGGUGUUAGAUUGGCAGAUUUCGUGAUGCCAUUUUUCCUUUUCAUUGUCGGCAUUUCUCUGGCCCUCGUGCACAAGGUAUGCAAGGAAUUUGUACAUGCCAUUGUCUGUAUUAAUCUUUUUGACGAGGACUAUUGGUCGUGUGACCUUAAAUCUGGUAAUUAUAUUGAACAGCGUUACAGGUUCAAGUUUCCGUACAAAUGGGCACAAUGUAAUAUGUUAAGAUGUAGAGUCGGUCAUUUUCUGAAGAAAAGGAAAAACCACUUUUUAUCUCAUCUUCACGAAGAUGCAUGGCAUUGAUGCCAAUUCCUGCUACCGUGAUUCCUCUUAUUAUGGGAGAAUUAUAUGAUGAGGCUGUAUGAAAUGUAUUUUUGACAAGACUUCAUAAUAUUUGUCAUGAUUUUAUUUCACAGUUUGAAAGGAAAAUAUCUAGUUAUAAAUGGUGAUUCAUCAAGCUUUUCUAUUAAUUUAAAUGUUUAGGGGUUUUCAUUCCUCUAUAAUACUUUAAAGUUUUGAAGUGUCCUAACAGAUUUCUUGGGCUUGCUCUCCCAGGAAAUAUCAAAUAAAAUUUCGGCAACAUGGAGGGUAAUUCUAAGGGCUGUGAAACUUUUUCUCCUGGGCAUUCUUCUUCAAGGUAAAAGCUCUAAGUUUUUUUUAUUUUCUUUAAUUUUGCAUUCUUGCAGUUUACAAUGAAUGUAUUUAUUACAGUUUUGUUGUAAUUCCACAAAUUUCAGAAUUUUGAAAUAUACCAUAAAAUCACAUUUCUUCGGGAAAAUUCCUCAUCAUCUUCCUCUUGUGAUGCCGAAUUCUGAGACACAAAAUUUGCUUUCAAGAGGAAGAUAACAGGCGAAUCCAUGUCUAAAAUAUGACAGUUUCUAAGCAAAACUAAAACACACUGAUUAACUGCCAGAAUGUACGUUCUAAAUACACGUUUUGAACUCACAGGAACUCAAGAUUCAUUGGUCGAUUUGAGUAUUCAGAUGUAGAAUACAUAAGUAAUUUAUUUAAGGUAAUCAUUUAUUUGUUUACUUGACUAGAGAUGUUAUGUCAGAAGAUUAGUCGGUUACUUGACUAAAGAAUCAUUGCAGGUUCUCGGAAAGAUUAAUGUUUACUCUUGAAUUCAACGACCUGGUGAGGAAUUUAGGAUGAGGAUAGGGUGACAUAGCAUCUCAUGCAGAACUUUUCGCGACAUAAGGACAGUUGCAGAUUAAGUUUUUUAUAUUGAACGCAUCAUGUGCAGAAAAUCUGACUCGUGACUGGUUGGCUGACUAGUUGGACGGAAUUGGGAUAAUUUGGUAUCCAUAUGAUGAUGGGGAAGAAAUAAUGUGAUGGUUGGGAGAAUUUGGUAGAACGCUUCUGAAAAAUAGUAAGUCGACUAAUACAUGCCAGAUGGUGUGGAAAAGCUGUUUUUGUUUAGAAGGUGGUGGAUAUUUAAAGGAGGAAGGCAAGUUUUCUGGCUGAUGCUUCAUGUUUUGUCGUGAGUCGUAUGGAUAUGACGGGAGAAAAGCAACCAGUUGCUCAAUAGAACUAAUAGUUUGGUUGGGCUCAUUUGUGUUGGUGCUUGUGUUACGGUGUGUGGGUUAUCUUCUGUAUGAAGGCGUUUAAGAGCUGAAUAGUAUCAGCAUUGGUCCCUUGGUAAGGAACACAUGCUUGUAUAAGAUAAUAUUUUUUUGGAAGGUUUCGUAUACCUCAGCCUAUGUCUUUGGUACCUUCAUGGAAUUUAUCAUAUUGAGAAGUUUAAAAAUGCUUUUUGCAGGUUAGCAGCCUGUGAGAUACUAUGUAGCAUCAGCAAUCAAUCUUAAGGAGUCAAGGUUUCCUCAAAAGCUGGCUUGUAAUUCCAGCUGUUUUAGCCAUGUCGUGUCCAUGUCCAUGUAUUUAAGAGACUUAUUUAUGCAUCAUUGCAUUUUUUUUUUAACUUUUCUCGUCAAAUUUUAGGAGAAUCAUGUACUUUGCAUAAUUAUGGCUUCAUGGAUUCCCUUAAUUAAUUCCCAACUUUCGAAGUGUUCUUUUUAAAUUCCGUUGAAGAUGAAUCAUUUUCCUUUCUUCCACUCACAAUGUUCAGUGCUUGUCUGAUUUAAUUGCUGAUGAUGUUUAUACUGAAGUUAUCACCAUUCCACCAUCUUGUUUGCUCCAGGUGGUUACUUCCAUGGGUUGAAUUCUUUGACUUACGGUGUCAAUCUUGAAAACAUCCGCUGGCUUGGUAUUCUUCAGGUAAGAUUUCGUGAUGUGCUGUUGUGUUUUACUGGUUCUGCUUACUUUGUUUUAAACUGUAUCCGCUGGGAUUAAUUGGCUUGAGCCAUGCUGUUUAAUAUUUCCAACAAAUGUUUUGCUCUUUCUCCAAUGCAUGAAAUCAGGUUUACAUCUCAUGCUGAUCUUAAUGUAGCUAUAUUCUGUGUUAUGACAUUCAACAUAGUAAUGUUUGUCCUUUGCUUACUAUUUUUUUCCUUUAUUUGGAGAUUCUUGAAUACUAAUCAAUUUCUGGGAAUAAUUAUCUAUUCUUUUAUCAGCUAAAGAAAUGUACAUUAGUUGGCCUUAUCACCUUUGUUGGUCUGAUCACUUCAAUAUCUGUGGAAGCAGUUACUGAUCACUGUUUUUCCUUUAUAUGGACUCUAGAGGAUAGCCAUUGGAUAUAUUAUAGCUGCUUUAUGUGAGAUAUGGCUCUCAAGGAUAGUAGUAAGAGACUCUGUCGGCAGAAGCUUCAAGAAUUACUAUCUUCAGUGGUAAGAAACUGAUGCCCGAUCAACUAGCAUGCUCUUCGUAUGAAAUACCGCUACAGCAUGUUCUGAUUUUUAAUUUUCUUGUUGAAUGCCCUCUACUUGGACGCAACCCCUUGAAUGUUUUUCUGAUCCUCUGAAAAUUCAGUAUUCAAUACAGUAUCUCAUUGGAAGAUGGAUAAUUAAAGAAGCAAAGGCAGAAGCAAAUUCAUUGAAAUGCGAUCUUGGUAAUAACUGAGAAACUCAACAUAAGGCAGGAAAAAGAAAAUGCUUUGCCUUGGUCUAGAGUGUCUGCCAUCAUACCCGCAAUGGAUGGCAUUUGAAUCGCUAUUCCUGGAGAGGAACAUUUGCCCAUUUAUAUAAGACAAUGUAGUAAGUCACAGUUGGGAGGAUUCUCACCUGCUCGGGGAAUAUCGUAUUUUGACAUCUAGAAACUCAAUUCAAAAAGUAGUUACCCAGACAGGAGUCUUAUCUUGUGGGAAUGCAACACUGAAAAAAGUUUAAAAUUAUCAUUGGGAAAAAAGUAUAGGAAAAUUAUAUUUUCUUCAUGACAGAACUUUAUUAAAAUUUCAACUAAUCAUCUUCACAGUUCUGUGAACCUGAAUGAUUUUCCUACCAUAUGGGUUAAUAAAUUUCUUGCUAAUUACUAGAAUCCCCAAUCAAAUAUUUAUGUUUAAUUUACUGGAAAAUCACCACAACUUGUUGUUACGCAGAACAAGCUUUUUGCUAUAUUGGCUUUCCUUCUAUUUUUCCUUUCUUUCCUAUUAUUAGAUGUAUUUCCUUUUUCGUGUUUCUGUUAUUAGACCUUUCCGUAAUAUUGGAAAGGUUUAUUAGACGCCAAUAUAAAUACUGGCGUACUGCCCUGAGAAGGGCUAAGUCAGUUUUCCUUUCCUGCUUCCACUGUAUCUCGUAACACUUGUAUACUUCUAUACUUUCAUGAAAUGAGGCUUCACCACCAUCAUCCUUUUUAAUUUUAUCAUAUUUAUUUAUGUUUUCCUUUGUAGGUUUGCAGUUUUCUUGCUAUCCUGCGUAUAUUUAUGGUUAUUGUAUGGUUUGUAUGUUCCUGAUUGGCAAUUUAAGCUGGAACAGCCGACAUCUUCACUCCCUUCUAUUAUUGAUGACUAUGUCAUUAAAACAGUGAGAUCCUCAUUUCUCUUAGAUAUUUCACUUUUCCUUAUGGUUCCACUAUCCUUUUUAUGCUGAUUCUUGAUGCAGUUUUUUAUUAUUUCAUUAUGAAUUGAUUGGAAACAUUUAAGGCAUGACGUUUCAUUGCCUUGAAUUUCUCUUAAUGAAGUGGUUUUUUCUUUGAAAACUUCUUAAUAAAAUAAUCUCACAGCUUGGAACAAUCUCUAAAAAUCUGGUCCUUGUAGGUCUUUCUCAUCUAGAACUAAGACGUAUGAAGGUUUGGUGAGGACUACCACUGGAUUGCAUUGAGCUCAGUUGCAGGAUUUAUUUGGUUGAAGGACUGUAACUUGAUUGAAAAAGUCAAUUUACAAAAAAUCUUGCUUCGAUGGUGCUGGCAGGAUUCUAUUUGGGAUAUUUAUAGUGAAAAACGUUAUUCACGAUUUUAUUCGAAAUUGUGAAGGUUUUAAGGUUCGAGAUUUCCAAGAUAAUGGUGUUAAACUAUAUAAUAAGUUCGAUAUUUUAUACUGUAAAGUUGCAUAUCUGAUUUGUCACUAUCACCAAUGGUGGCAUGCGAUUGAUGUCGGGAAUCAAGAACCAAGUCAUUGAAUACAAAAUACAAGAUAUCAAUUUGAGCUGUUUAAAUAGACAAACUUUUACCUGCACGGAAAAAUAUUGUGGUUGGUAUUCCUGUGCACUUUCUAGAAGGUCUCAAGAUCACCAGCUCCUGAUAUGGAUUAGGGUUCGUUAGUUGGGCUGGGGUUCUUAGAGGUCAUUGGCUCAUUCUUUUACUGUCUUUUUCUUCUAUAGCCCGCCAACUUUCGACCUUUACUGGCAGUUUUGGCGAAUGAAUAACCAUCUACGGACUAAAUUACUUUUAUUACCAUGAAAAAGCUUGCUCUUUUGAGGAUAGAUACUGGCGCUAUAGGCAAAGAUUGUUUUGAUUUUCGAUUAUUAUAUACUCUGAAUUUUGUUCAUGAGCUGUACAUGCUUGGAAUUUUCAUUGUUUUUUGUACGGGUCGCUAACUUUUUAGAAGGCCUCUUCUGUUGAAUUGAGGUGGUUUCUGGAAAGAUUAUUUGCAGUUUGCGGUAACAUCCCAGAGGAAAAGGGUUUCUUGUUGAUAUAACCAUUAUCAACUUGUCCUUACUGAAGAAAGAAAAAGAAUGUAGCAAAAACAAUUGUCCCAUUCACCUAAGGUUUGUCACCUGUUGAUCUGAUAUGAUUCUAAGCUCAGCAUUGACAACAUACAAUUAUUUAAUCAUUUACGACAACAAAAAUCUAGGUCAAAAUGUGCAUGUUAGUUCUUGUUGAUGGUUUCAUCUAGCAUUUGCUAUGUGAAUUUUUUUACUCAUUCAUGUUUGAUCAGAAAGCAAUUCUCAAGCUUUCUGGAACUUAGGGCUCACUCUUUAAACUUUUACUACUAAUUGAUCUGAUAAGGUUUUCAAGAAGCUAGCAUUUAACUCCAUCCACUUGAGGAUGCCAAACCUGCUAAAUUGAUUCUACAAGUCAUCUUAUUACCAAGAAAUAUUAUCUAUUAUACCUUUUGUCUGCCAACUGCACCAAACAUGUCUAGUGUGCAAUCUCCUGAGUAUCAGUAAUGCGCUUAUUAAUUUAAAUUGAAUCUUAGGGGUGAUCUGAACAUUUGAGAAACACUUGGGUUGGCUAGAGCCAUGAAAUAUAUUGGAGUCUGCUUUAAGCCUUGGUGUUCAGCAUAUGUACGAACAGAAGUCAAUGGAACCUAAAAAUGUGGUCUUUAGAUAGUGGAGUCAGCCUAGCGUUUCGAAUCGCUAUAGUUCCUGGUUUCACGAAUUGAUUGGAAACCAGAGUUUAGAUAAGAGUCCGAAAAAGGUUAAUUCACUCCCUCUCUUUGUUCCUCUUAUUGCAUCCUCUAAAUCCAACGACUGGUAUCAAUGCCUACCUCUUUUAAAUUAAGUAAAAAUAUGUGAGGAGCAGAUUCUAUGGUGAAUAUUGCAUGAACCAUAUUUUUAGAAGGACACUCUGCCAAUAGGCCCCAAUAUUCACUAGAUGUAAUUAACAAUUUCAGAAAUUCGUGGGCUGAUUACUUUUCCUUUUUUUGUAAGUCAACAAUAUCUACUGGUGAAACUCUCUAUUUAUUUUGUAUUCAACGUGUAUAAGUGCAGUAUAAUUCCUGUCUGUAUUUACUGAUGGAAUAUUCAUUUGUGCCAUCACAAUGAAGUAAAAAUAGGACAACGGGAUAAGGCAUGGAAGUAUAAGGUGUAAUAAUACCCACUGCGCCUACUUACCUAUUUCGAUUUACUUAUCCAGCUGUGCCAUCUCCUGAAACUUAAGUUGACAUCAUACAUCUCGUUUAUUUGGUCUCUUGGGUUGGUUCCCAUGACCCUUGGUAUGUAAGCAGUCAUGUGUAGAAGAUUUAAAGUUUCAAUUUGAAAAAAAGCAUGAGACAGAUUUCCUCUGUAGGUAAAGUGUGAUGUAAGAGGUGAUCUUGGACCAGGAUGUAAUUCUGCUGGAAUGAUUGACCGCUAUCUUCUUGGCAUUGAACAUCUAUACAAAAAGCCUAGCUACAGAAACUUGAAGGUAAACAUUACCGUGCCAUAAUUCUGGUUGGUUCCAAGGUUUUGGAUUUUCUGAUGAAUCACAUUCUUUUAAAUUAAUAGGAUUGUUAUUCAGAGAAGGGGCAGGGCUUGGAGAACUCUCCUGCAUGGUGCCAGGCUCCUUUUGAUCCAGAAGGAGUUUUGAGGUAAGCUAGACUCCUGAAUAUAUACUUGUAAACAGAUGUUUAUAUUAAUUAUUUCUUUGUGUGUGAAUUUAAGGGGAACGCGUUUUAUGUUAGAUGGUAUUUCUUCAUGGAGGUAAUGAAAGUUCUAAGCAUGCAUGUAUACUUGCAGUAUUUUAUGGGAAAACUGAGAACAUGCAUUAUAACACAAGAGUGAUCGUUGUAUUGUGCACGGGAUGUUUUUUUUUUUUUUUUUUUUUUUUUUUUUUGUACAGAAGUUUUUCUGUAGGGAACCGCAAUUUUCUCAAGUUUUCAUUGUCUUACUCUGGUGAGUAUGAAACCGAGAAUCAUAGGUUAUGAUUAUUUUCCAUGAAAGCUUCAGUGAUUAUGAUGCUAUUUUAUGGGAAGACUGCUAUUUGAUAGAAAGGCUGUUGCAUCUGUUACGACCAUUACCCCCCACCCACCCUCCCAGCCAGCAUGCAAGAUCAUGAACUCUCACUGUGGUAAAGUCGAAACAACUCAUCCUCACAUCCUUUAAAAUUGAAAUCCUCGAAUAUAACAAACUUCUGAUUUCGUAGGAACCAGAAUUUUUAAGAUUGGCCCACGAUUCUGGUAAGAACCUUGAUCCAGAAAAGAAUAGGAUUCUUCUUGAGUGAAACGGGAACAAGGAUUAGGGGAAGAAGGUUUGAGCUGUGGAGACCGGAUCGGUUCUACCACAAAACCGCAGAGAAUCUCCGGGAACUUCUAGGACCAAAUGUUUUCUCUCCCCCUCCCUAUACAACUGAGUCCUCUUAUGUAUAACCCUCAGCCCUCUCCUUCGUGUGGUGGUUGGACCCAUAGAAGCUGGAAGCUUCUUCCUUCUUGAAUGUCUUGAUGGGAGGCUCAUCAGAUUCCUAUGUCUAUAUACAUCUAUAAUUGUACAAGUCGCAUUGAAUUUCUCAAAGUCUAACACGUGCGUCUCAUACUUCCUGUUUCAUUCAGCUGUGUUACUGAUACUUGAUCAAACCUUUUUCCUUCCUAAAGUUCUGAGUGUUUAGGAUGGGUUGACAGAAGUCAAAGUAUUUAUAUCUCUGUCUGAAAAAAUCUUCAAAGUACAUAAGGCAGAACCUCACAUUGUGCGGCUCCAACGUCUGAUACAGAUGUUACCUGUGUUAUUAUAAUUUAUAUUCAUUAUGCUUGAUAGGAUGGGGUAGCAUGAAUCUUCUGCUUCCAUAUGCAUCCCGUCAAAUCUUAUGCAACAAAAUAUUCAGUGUUGAAAAAAACCCGACUUUUAGGGUGGUUGUCACUGUGAACGCUUAUCCGUACGGUAAUAACCUCCAUCAUGUAUUAUGAAAAAUAUGAUUGGUUUACAUUUUAUUUCUAAAAUGGUGAUCUUCACUGGGAACAAUUAACUAUUUGUUACAGAAAAUUGAGAUCUACGGGCCAGUGGAAAACAGAAAGUGCUUGCCUCCCAGAAUUUAAUAGCACGUAAGAUGUAUUGAGUGAUGGUGUGAUUCCUGCAUACUAUUUGUUUGAACGGUGGAUAUGAUCACUCUUUUUUGAAGGAUGAAAUAUAGUUUCGGCAAAACUUUAAGUUCGUGGAGAGUCACGACAUGCUAGAAAGUUCAUGGAUAUGAUCACUCUCGUGUACUAAUUCAUUCUAUUUUCUGACAGACGCGAGUGACAUAUACUCAAAGUUACUUGUCAAGGAGUUUUCCGGGUAAAAUUAUUUGGGUCAUAAGAUCUAGGGGUAUCACUGCAUACCCUAGGUGACAAAGUAAGAUUACUGGAGGAUCACACAUUGAGAAAUGGUUUGUGUCCUGAACAUUGGUGCGGACCCUAGGAGGAUAUGCAGAGGAAAAACUCAACCCGUAUUCACAUCAUAGAUGACUAUUAUAUAAGAGUACCAGGGCCACAAAACAGGGAAACUAACUAGCAACUAAGAAACCGACAAACUAGGAAACGACCCAACAAACUAGGAAACGGUCCAACUAAGAACCAACUCCUAAUUAUACGUUCUUUCCCACAGCUUAGCGAAGCAGAUACGGUUUGAAUGGAAACUUUGCGGGAACAUGGAUAUUGUUGCUUAUGUAAAGACUAUGUUGAAUUUGGUGAAAUAGGUUGUUCUGGUUAAAUUUAUGUAUCAAAAGAUUUCAUUCUGAUUGAUAAUAUAGGUCCUAGUUGAAUAUACUUGUUAAAUCCCCAGUUUUUAUUUUGAUGCUUGUGGGCUCUUUACUCUUCUAUCAUUUUCAAUUCCCUUACUUUGGAUCCCUCCAAAUUUCCCUGAGCUAUCCUCCCUUGGCCUCUAGUCGCUAUAAACCUCGCUCAAUUGGAAAAUUUCAGAGAAUUUAUUUAGCAACCCAUACAAUCUCUACGUCUGCUGCUUUGUUUUCACUGAUUAACACUCGCCCUUGUCAUCUAUGAAUUAGCUCAUCAAGUUUAACAAUGCAUGCUGACAGGAUGUUAUUCAACUCUAUGACAAGUUCACACUUUGAGACGGCAAAGUAAAAUAUCCGAUGGUUGUAAACUCUCAAGUCAUCCACUGGAACAAGAAAAUCUUCCUGUUAUUUCUGUAGCACAUACCAAUAUGCUUCCUCUUUCCAAUUCAGUUUAAAUAAGUCGUACUUGUACACUAGAUAGACAUUUGUGCUACCGCGGAAUUAUUUCCAAAACCAUAAGCCAAUGAGCUGAAAUUCUCUCUUUUUACAAUAGCAGACUAGGAAAUUUUAUGUGCGGUAGAUGUCUUGGGUGCUGAAAAAGUGUCAGCGUAGUUAACCAAUUGUGAUUAUUGAUAAUAGCUUAUGAUUAAUCAUUAAUUGGUUCAUUGAUUACGCACUAGUUUCUUUCUGUUUUUUUUUUUUUACUGCUGAUGAUCUGAUACUAAAUGGACGUUUAUAGAAGUUUGCAAAACACGUAUCACACUGUGUUAAGAUUCUAAAUAACAGUUCUAACUGCCUUCAACUUAACAGAUUUUUUGUUUUACAGCUCCCUGAUGGCUUCAGUCACUUGCAUUAUAGGACUUCAAUUUGGCCAUGUUCUUGUUCAAGUGGAGGUCAGAGAAUAUUGACGUUUGUCAUCUACUGUUUUGCUUCUUUCAUUGAUUUAACAUGAUGUUUUUGUGUUUUCCUUAUGUUGCCUGCUUAGUCCCCGUAUUUUUUGUAAAGAUACUCGUAAAAUAACUUGUAUCGAUUUAAAAAUUUUAAAUUUGAAACAAUGUCUUGUGUAUAGGACUUCCCAUUUUGCACCUUUUUGUAAGGGAAAAUGUAAUGAGGGAGACCUCAAUGUGGUUGCUUGGGAGAGAUUUCAAGCUAUCAAUUUAUUUUCUUGCUCUCCACCUUUCCAUUUUUUCUACUGAUUUAUUGUUGCAGUUUUCAAUCGUCUUGAACUUUAUGGUUGCGAUUCUAAUCCAAACAGUGUCAAAAUUUUCACCUGCAUGAUACCACAUUUAUAAGAAAGGAACUCGUUCCAUUUAAGCUUGAAAAGAAAUAUAAUAUUGCCAAAAUCAUGCAGUGCUCCAUAUAAUUUACUCUGUAAACAGUGUAAAAUUCUUCAGACUGUUGCCUCCCAGAUUAAUAUUAGUUAUGGAAUAAUAUUAUGUUAAUAAGUUGAUAAAUGGUUAAUGCAGUGUGUAAAUCAAGAAAUAAAAAUAAAUAGAGAAUCAUAAUAUGGUAUUCCUGCCAUCUCAAAACCAAAUGCGGAAAAAAGCACCCAAAUACGCAUUAAACUGAAGAAAUAAGCUCGACAAGCCCAACUCUUUGAUACUGCACUUGCCCGUUUCCACAGCAUCAUUUUGAACGAUCCAUUUUCUCUGUAAUAAUGAGCCCGAAUGAGUGUGACUAGCUGGCAUCUUCGAUGCAUUUUUUUCUUCAAACACUGUUAUUAGGUACAUCUUAUCUCUAUUCAUUUGCUCAUUUUUUGCUUCACUUUUGUGCUGUCACUUUCAAGUAUAGUGUCUGUGUUUUGUGAUCUACGAUGUUUCUCAACUCGGAAAAGACUACAACUAAGUCUUUUAUCUGUUUUAUCGUUCAUCUGGUUUUAUUCAUGCCCUAAUAACACCCUGACAUUGGAAAUAUUUCAUGGCCCACAUUCCAGGAACAUAAAGGCCGAUUAAUUCGCUGGAUGUCACUUUCAUGGUUAUUUUUGGCGCUUGGGGUGUUCCUUACAGUAAUAGGUAUGCAUAUCGACGUCAAAAGUUGUCAAUCGAUAUUCAUAAAGGUCUAUUCUAAUACGCACGUUUGAUUCUAAUUGCACAGGCAGUCCGCUGAAUAAAUCUCUAUACACAAUCAAUUACAUGUUGAUAACUACCUCAUCAGCCGGAAUCGCAUUUUGUGCUUUAUAUCUCAUGGUAAGGUUGGAGCUUUUAGCUCAGAUCUCAUAGAAUGUAGACUAGUUAUUUCAAGGUAUGAAGAUUUUAUUCGCAAGUUAAUGACAUUCUAAACAGUCCUAACUUCAUGCCAUCGUGGGAAAGCCUGUUAUUACUCUUCCAUGCCAGUUCUUGAAAUAACCUUUCCUAGUGACUAAGCCUUUUAUUUUCAACAUCUUGGUUUUGUUUCUGACUAGGCUCAGUCCUUAUCAGGGCUAAGCUCAGUCCAUAAAGAACAUAGAGCCCUGUACUUAUGAAGGCUAAGCUCAGGAUUAAGUUCUGAAGUAUUUUAGUUGGAGUUCAAAAAGAACAUGAGGUCAAAUACUAGGCUUGUGCUUUCUUGCUGCUCCAAAGCGCAUAAUUGAAGGCAAUGAGGUCACGAAUGAAGUCCUUGUGGUUCCAGCAUUAGGUUAAGUAAUAAUUGAAAUAUUCUCUGAUGCCAAUUUUAAACGUUGGCCAUAGAUUGUGCCAAAGCAGGCUAUCUAAAAGGUAUCCAUUACUGGUUCUGGCCAACUUAUCCAUAGACCCACAGAACAUCUGUGCUGAGUCAUGUUCUAUUAUUCAUGCAUACAUGGACGUAUAUACAUAUUUACACACACACACAUAUAUAUAUAUGUGUGUGUGUGUACACAUUUCAUUUAGAGAACAUUUAUGUAGGAAUGUGAUUCUUGUUUGUAUUUUUCCCAAUUCCAUAACUUAUUUAUGGUCAACGAAUGAAGAAUAAUGAGAUUAGUGAUGCAAGAAAUGUUCAGAGUAUCUGACCACUCGAUCUUCUAUCUUUUGGUUGAGAGAGAUCAACAAUCUUUCUAAUUUAUAUUUGCCGUUUUUUUUUAUAUGAAACGUAAUUUAAUUUAUUUCGGUGUUGCAGGUGGAUGUAUGUGGCUACAAACGCAUGUUUUUUAUUCUAGAAUGGAUGGGAAGACAUUCACUUUGUAUAUUUGUUCUUGUGGCAUCUAAUUUGGCUAUCAUUGCAAUUCAAGGGUUUUACUGGAGAAUUCCUCAAAAUAACAUUGUAAGUUUUUUACAAUUCACAUUUGGGUUUGAACGUUAGGACGAACUCACUUACGUUUUUUUUCUCUGCAUCCUCGUUCCAAUAACCUCCACUGGUUAUCCUCCCGCACCCCCUCUGUUGCCUUCUCACUUUCUCUGUACCUGGCCCUUCAAGGGUUCUAUCUAUAUUAG